UGUAUUUGGAAUUUCAAAAUUUUAUUGUUUACAUAUUUUUUCAUGUGUUUCAUGGACGAAUUUCGUCGGAUCAUGAAUAAACGUUAGUUAUUUUUAAUGGAACCAGUAUCAAUAUCUGAAAAGUCCAGAAGGAAAAGGAAGAAACGUAAAUCGCAAAAAAAAGAUUCCGAAACUGUAGUCAAGCCAGAAUGUUUCGAUGGAAUGACGAAUUGGCUGCAUUUACAAAAAACAUUAGAAAAGACAAAAGAGAGAGUUCCUAAAAGGUUAAAUGGUGAUAAAAAUAAACCUUUUAAAAGGCUAACUAAAAAACGUCGUCUUAUGCAUUCUGAUUCGACUUCGCCAAAAAAGAAAGGGAAAAUGGACAAUCAUUCAGACAGCUUUGAAAAUAGCAAAAAUGAUAGUGGAUGGGUGUCAGGAUCUGAGUUAGGCCCAGAAAACUCAACUGACCUAACAGAAGCAAAUGGAAAUUCCACAAAUGAGUUCUCGGACUAUGAUAGUCUGAAAGAGUUAACGAAAGUUCUAUCAAUGGAUUGUGAAAUGGUUGGAACUGGACCUGAUGGAAAGGACUCAAUUCUUGCCAGAGUUUCUAUUGUAAAUGCUUAUGGACAAUGUGUUUAUGAUGAAUUUGUAAAGCCUAAAGAGAAAGUCACUGAUUAUCGUACACAUAUAAGUGGUGUUAGGCCUUCAGACUUAAGAAAAGGAAAGGACUUGUUUGAAGUUCAAACAGAUGUCUCAACCAUGAUUGAAGGUAGACGUAUUGUUGGACAUGACCUAAAACAUGAUUUUAAUGUCUUAUUCAUCAGCCACCCACGCUCUUUAAUCAGAGACACAUCUAAGUAUAAGCCUUUCCGAGAAAUUAGUGGAGGGAAGACCCCAUCAUUAAGGAAAUUGACUUCAAUGAUUCUUGGAUGUAACAUUCAAAGUGGAGAACAUAGUUCAGUAGAAGAUGCUCAAGCUGCUAUGUUGCUUUAUUUAAGGCAUAAAAAAGACUGGGAACGCCAGAUUAAAAAUCUAAGGAAAAGGAAACCAGCGCAAUAAUGCAAAAUGUAUAUGAUGUCAAUGAAAUAAAUAUUUGUAUAUAUUAUACACAAUUGUAUUUUAGGAUGUUUUAUUUAUAUUUCUACUUCUCACUAUUAAAUAUGUCACUAUUCAUGA
Messenger RNA from Parasteatoda tepidariorum (common house spider), 1155 nucleotides. RefSeq lists its product as uncharacterized. Gene Ontology annotation, molecular function: 3'-5' exonuclease activity; nucleic acid binding. Gene Ontology annotation, cellular component: nucleus. NCBI's taxonomy places the organism in Eukaryota, Metazoa, Arthropoda, Arachnida, Araneae, Theridiidae. Gene Ontology annotation, biological process: rRNA processing. The record is from RefSeq and is a predicted model, not a curated record.